Mycena indigotica is the source of this 1038-nucleotide messenger RNA. Its product is annotated as Neuraminidase. The transcript has 6 exons. Bases 1 to 1038 code for a protein of 345 amino acids. The record is from RefSeq and is a predicted model, not a curated record. NCBI's taxonomy places the organism in Eukaryota, Fungi, Basidiomycota, Agaricomycetes, Agaricales, Mycenaceae. Gene Ontology annotation, molecular function: heme binding; oxidoreductase activity, acting on paired donors, with incorporation or reduction of molecular oxygen; monooxygenase activity.
AUGCCGCGGGGCUUAUACUUCCCAUCGGAUAACCGCAAGACAUGGAAAUUCUUGCCGCUAAUGGACCAGAGGACGCCAACAGCAGCAAAUAACGGGCUCUGGGUGCGUGGAGUCCACGUUUCGAAGAACUGGGCAAUCCAAGUCUACUACGCUGCCGAAAACAGCGCUUCCGACCAGGACAUUUCUGUGCGGUCAUCCACAAACAACGGGGCGACCUGGUCUGCUGCGACGACGGUUGCUGGUGGGGGAACUAUACUGGGCAGGAUGGAGGCUGCACGGAUUUCACCACCUCAGGCGGCUCGGCGCGGGUUUGAUGCAUAUUCGAGACAACAAAUGGGACAACACCGUUGUUUGCUGUCAAGUCGGUCGUCAGCAGCAACAACGUUUCGGGGAGAACACAGGUCCAUGCGACAGCCUGAGCUGGCCAUACUGCUGGCCUGGCGCUCCCCAAAUUGUUCCCACGCCUACGGGAAUUCUGGUCGCAUUGUUCAUGACCGACGAGGAGCAUUCGGGGAGGAAGCGUUUGGCCGCAAGGGCCUUCGCCUUCGGCUCCCAGGACUUCGUCUUCGUGAAGAUUACCACCGCAUCACGGAUUAUCAGACCCUGAAGUUCCUUGUGGCAGAGAGGGCUGCUGGUGAAACGGGAGUGGAGAAGACAUCGAUUAUGACCACUUCCCCCGCUCAGCACGUUUCUCUCCGUAUGUGCUCUUGUUUCGCCCCCGUCUUGGCGCUGACAGUAAAGCAGGACAUUCUUCGUUACUACCCCUUCCUUCCGCUCGCCGGUCGUAUUGCUGUCGAGGACUCUGUUCUCCUGCUGUUGAAGCUGGUCAUCACGAAGUUUGGCGCCAGCAUCACCCAAUUCAAGUUGUCGAUUCAAAAAGGGCAGGAUAUCCAUUUGGCUCUCGCAUCGUACCCUCGAAGGAAUCCGAUUUUGGGUAAGGAUGCCCACGAGUUCCGUCCAUCGCGCUGGAUGGAAGCGGAACCGCCAGGCAAUGGUCUGAAACUUGUACCAUUUGAGUCAAUCAGUAUAGGUGCUUGA